AUGGCGGCGGAAUUUCCGCAUGCAGAGCCCUCGUCGGGGCUGCAAUUGGGCCCGGCGCGGCAGAGGAAUCCAGGCGACGUCGACGGGAGACAACCGCACGUCGACCCAGUCACGUUGGGGUUUGCGCAGUUGAACGCGCGAUUUGAUAAGAUGGAUCGUCGGGUCGACAACUUGGAACGUCGACCGACGCCGCAGGCAGAGGGCCUUGAUCCCGAUUGGGAUGAAGCCGACCACGCGUGGGAGGAUCACCGCGGGAAUGGUCGGAGCGGCCGUGAGGAGUAUGACCUUCCCUACCGCCAGCAGGGUCGGGGUCGUGGUCGCCCUAAUCGGGGUGGCCGCGGAGAUCGUUUUGGGGAGGGAGCGCUUCCAGGCCGAGGAAACCGCCCUGGUCAGCGUCGGGGCGACGCAGCGUACAGAACGGGUCGCCGUAGGGAUAAUUGGGACCUACCGCAGAGACACGAGGAUUGGGACGAUGAGGGGUACGAGGAGCGCGGGCUAAACUGUUGGGACCCACCCCACAAUCGGGAACGUCUUCCCCGCCAAGGGUCGGAUUCCUCAUCCGGCGUGAAGAUGGAUGCGCCACAAUUUAAUGGGGCAGACGCACCGAAUUGGAUCUCUCGCGUGCAAUACUAUUUUGAUCACAAGCGGAUUCCGGAGGCUGAACGCUUACACUAUGUAGUCAUGCUAUUCGACCCCCCUGCUUCGGAAUGGAUAUUCAAUUAUCGUGAGACGAAUGGAUUGGUGACGUGGCCAGAUUUUUUGGACGAUGUUAGGCAUCGUUUUGAUCCCCAGAGCUUCAGGAAUUACACAGGUUUGAUCGCCAAGCUAGUUCAGACGACCACCGUGGCUGACUAUCAAGCGACGUUCGAACGCUAUCUCAAUAGGGUGACCGAUUUAUCGGAAUCGGCAUUGAUUCCAAUCUUUAUUCAAGGAUUGAAGCAGCCGCUGCAAGAAAAGGUUGAAUUGCAGAACCCAGAGUCGCUAGCAGAGGCAAUGGCAUUGGCAUUGCGUUUGGCCGCAACACACGAGGAACGACCGCAGCACACGUCGUCAUAUCAACGUCGACCGUGGCCUAGCAAGGAUCAACGGGUCACCACGGCCCCUGUUUCUAACCAGGCCGCCGUGCCCCAUCUACAGGAGUCGGUGGUCCGGGAGGCGGACAAAUCACGAACGUUCCCGGUUAGAGUGUCGAAUGCAGAAAAAUCGGAGCGAGCCCGCCGAGGGCUCUGUUAUCACUGCCCCGAGAAAUGGGUCGCAGGCCACGUGUGUAAAGUCAAGUUACUGUGCUAUAUGGAUGACGACGUGGAUGAACCGCAUGAUGCAGGGGCAGGAGAGCAGGUUCCUGAGGAGGAACUAAUCACUGCAGAUUUAUCGCACCUCCACGCCUUGGAUGGCCGAGGGAGCUCCAAGCCGUUUAUUGUUCAGGGAACGUUGGGGGAUACUACGGUCCGGGUAUUGAUAGACACAGGGGCGACACUAGAUUUCCUCCACCCACGAAUUGCGGAGAUGCUUCAAUUGGACCUGACUCCGAUCAGACCGUUCAGGGUGCUAGUGGGCAACGGCGCAUCCCUGCUGUGUACCCAUAUCUCGCGGGGCACGAAGCUCGCUAUGCAGGGUAGUGUAUUUGUAGUAGAUCUUCACAUUCUCGCUCACCAUGGACCGGAUGUGAUAUUGGGGAUGCAAUGGUUGGAAUCCCUAGGGAAGGUGCCGGCUGAUUUUGUCCGGAAAACGUUGGAAUUUACUCAAGGGGGGCGGACAGUGUUCUUGCAGGGCUUGAUGCCGAGCCCGAAACCGAUUUCGCUUCACUCGUUGUACGCAUUAACGUCACAGCCGGCCGACCACGAGUUCUAUGAAAUCGUGGCGAUUGACACCUCAUCCGAGCCAGUGUGCGCCGAGGGUCCGGAGGAUUUUCCGGGGAACCUGCCAGCCGAGGUGCUGGAGGUACUGACAGCGCACCGGGCGGUGUUUGAGCAACCCCGAGGCGUCCCACCGGCCCGAUCGUUCGAUCACCGGAUUCAUCUUUUACCAGGGACGCAGCCAAUCAACGUUCGACCCUAUAGGUACCCCUAUUUCCAAAAAACGGAAAUUGAGAAGCAGGUGCGUGAUAUGUUGGAACAGGGCAUUAUUCGACAUAGUCACAGUCCUUUCUCGUCCCCGGUAUUGUUGAUCCGCAAAAAGGACGGCACGUUUCGUUUCUGCAUCGAUUAUCGUGCCAUCAAUAAGGCAACCGUUCCGGAUCAUUUCCCCAUACCUACGGCGGAGGAAUUGUUUGACGAGUUGGGCAGUGCGAAGUAUUUUACAAAGUUAGAUCUUCGCUCGGGAUAUCAUCAAAUUCGGAUGAGUGAGGAUGACAUCUUUAAGACGGCCUUCAGGACUCAUGACGGCCAUUUCGAGUUUCUCGUGAUGCCUUUUGGCCUUACAAACGCUCCCUCCACUUUUCAGGCGGCUAUGAACUCUAUCUUUCAGCCGCUACUCCGGAAGUGUGUUAUUGUCUUCUUCGAUGACAUACUGAUUUACAGCCCGUCCCUCGAACUACAUGCCCGGCAUUUGGAGGCAGUGCUGCGGUUACUUCACGAGAAUAAUUUUUUCGUCAAGCUUUCCAAAUGCUCGUUUUGUAGUGUGUCCGUGGAGUAUUUGGGACACAUCAUUGACGACGGCAAACUCAAGGCCGACCCAGCGAAACUAGAAGCCAUGUCAUCAUGGCCCACACCGAGAACAGUGAAGCAGCUACGGGGUUUCUUGGGUCUGACAGGCUAUUAUCGCCGUUUCAUCGCUCAGUAUGCAACGAUAGCCGCCCCGUUGACGGAUUUGUUAAAAAAGAGGCUUUUCGGUGGUCCACCGAGGCCGAGACCGCCUUCGCAGCUCUGA
Salvia splendens (bonfire salvia) is the source of this 2868-nucleotide messenger RNA. RefSeq lists its product as uncharacterized. The transcript has a single exon. The record is from RefSeq and is a predicted model, not a curated record. Bases 1 to 2868 code for a protein of 955 amino acids. Lineage: Eukaryota; Viridiplantae; Streptophyta; Magnoliopsida; Lamiales; Lamiaceae.